Molecule: messenger RNA, 2953 nt
Organism: Gadus morhua (Atlantic cod)
Lineage: Eukaryota; Metazoa; Chordata; Actinopteri; Gadiformes; Gadidae
Product: CysPc and EFh_PEF_CAPN13_14 domain-containing protein
Exons: 22
Coding region: 106-2178 (690 amino acids)
Biological process (GO): proteolysis
Cellular component (GO): cytoplasm
Molecular function (GO): calcium ion binding; calcium-dependent cysteine-type endopeptidase activity
Source: RefSeq, a predicted model, not a curated record
GUCAGGUACAAAAACACACCUCAGUUUAAGGCACUUGACUUGAGAAGGAUAGAGAGAGAGAGAGAGAGAGAUAGAGAGAGAGAGUCACCAUAACCUGUUUGAGCAAUGGCACCUCCUGGUGUAUGUCAAAGCAUUAUGAAUAAACGAAGCAAAAAGAACGGUUUUGGCAGCCUUGCAAACCCAGAGAUGUUUCUUAACCAAGACUUCCAGCAGUUGAAAAAGUACUGCAUUGAACGUCAAUUAAGAUACAUUGAUGACAUGUUUCCUCCGAACCAAAACUCCAUUGGCCAAGUUUCUCUAUCCCAUUCGCAACUGGCGAGAGUUGAGUGGCUGAGACCAGGGAAAAUAUGUCAAUCCCCAUCCUUUGUUGUCGAUGGAGUUUCAAGAUUUGAUUUUUGCCAAGGAGUAGUUGGUAAUUGCUGGUUCCUAGCUUCAGUUGGAGCUCUAACAUUCCAGAGCCAAAUCCUUCAGCGAGUUCUGCCUUCUGAGCGCUCAUUCAGUGCUGGCAUAUUCCACUUCAGGUUCUGGAGAUUUGGAUACUGGGUGGAUGUUGUCAUCGAUGAUAAGUUACCGACAAUUGACGGCAAACUCAUCUUUGUUCGCUCAAAAACCCCAAAUGAGUUUUGGCCUGCUUUGCUGGAAAAAGCCUAUGCUAAGGUUUGCGGCUCCUACGCAGACAUGAAUGCAGGAACCCCAUCAGAAGCCUUGGUCGAUUUUACAGGAGGCGUGCACAUAUGCUUCCAACUGGAUAGUGCUGUCCCAGACCUCUGGAACACAAUGCACAGAGCUGCACAGAGCAAUUCAUUGAUGGGGUGUGGGACACCCCAGGGGGAGACCUCAGCCAACAACGUCUCAGCCAAUGGUUUAGUGGAAGGACAUGCCUACGCCGUUACUGGUGUCACACAAGUGAUCAGCAAUGGGCAGCCAAUAAAUCUUGUUCGCUUGUUAAACCCAUGGGGCAAUGGAGAGUGGAUUGGCGAUUGGAGUGACAGUUCUGUUUUGUGGCAAUCUAUUAGUGCUGAAGACCGUGAAAUGUGUGUAGAUGUGGCUGAUGAUGGGGAAUUUUGGAUGGCGAUGGAGGACUUCUGUCGUUUCUUUUCAGAUCUUGACAUUUGUUGCCUAUGCCCUGACUUCCUUGAUGGCACAACAUCUUCUCACUGGACGCCCUUGGUCUAUGAAAGCAGAUGGGUUGCAGGGACCACAGCUGGAGGAUGCCUAAACAACCCUGAAAUGUUCAGGAUGAACCCUCAGUAUCGGUUCAGGAUUGAAGGUUCAAACAGCGAUUCUGAGCAGGGGAACAACAUUCUAGUGUCUCUCAUGCAGAAGCCUGAAAACGGAACAAGGCGGCUGAAAAAUGAUCUUUACAUCGGUUUCUCAAUUUUUAAGGUUCCCGAACAAUAUAGGUCAUUGACAGGAAGGUUCCCAGCCACGUUCUUCACAUCCAACUUGGUUGUAGCGCAAACCAAAAAACACCUGAAUUCACGUGAGGUCAUGGAUAUGUUCAAGUUGGCUCCUGCCGAAUACCUGAUUGUGCCAUCCAGUUUCAAGCCAGAUGAGACGGCUUCCUUCAUUCUCAGAAUUCUCUCCAAGUCAGAGACCCAUGCCCAUGACCAUUCUGGGCAAAGCCACAGUCCAAUUGAAAAGCCCAUAAUGAGAGAGUUAAAUAAAAAUGACGAAGAGAGCAGAAGUUUCUUCGAAAAAUAUGCUGAUCAGUUUGAAGAAGUCCAUGCAGAGCAGCUCCAGAACAUUUUAAAUGAAAAGAUCCUUCAAGGAUACAAGGAAACUGAAGGCUUCAGUCUGGAUGCGUGUCGCAGCAUGGUGGCUCUAAUGGAUACAUCCAUCACUGGCAAACUGAAACGUGAUGAAUUCUUGCGUUUGUGGAGGAAAGUCACCACCUACAACGACAUCUUCUCCCAAAUUGAUCCAACCCGCAAAGGUACUUUGUCCCUGCAUGAGCUGAGAAAGGCUAUAAAGGCUGCAGGGAUUGUUCUGAAGGAUGGUAUGCUGAACCUGAUGGCUGUUCGGUAUGGCACCUCUACUGGAAGGAUUAGCCUGGAGAGCUACAUUAAUCUACUCCUUCGUUUGGAAUGCAUGGGAAAAAUCUACACACAACUCUCGGGAGGAACGACCAUGUCUCUCAGUGAAUCUGAGUGGAUGUAUGUUUCAAUGUACACAUAACCUGAUGAUCAACAAAAGAAGACGGAUGGAUAUCUUUUUUUAUUUUUUUUAAAUUAACAUGCUUUUCUUUCCAUUUGUGUUCAAUUUUGUGUUUUCUGUUGAAUUUUUUGCUGUGCCAGAACAGUUAUAAUCUGUGAUUUAGUAUAAUCGUUAUUUUUUUCUUGAUAGUGCUGCCUUUGAUGUGCCUAUUAUGUGUGUGAUGGAACCCUGUCUUAAGAAAACAUAUUAUGUCACUAUUCCAAUUAUGCAUUGUGACAAGAGGGUGAUUAGAGGACGCUACCUUCCCAACUGUGGGCUGCUCAAGAUGGUUCCCUACUGAGAUCUAAAUGAAGUGUCCAACACCUGGAGGUGGAGUCUUGGUGUGUCGGUCAUCAAAAGAGCAGUCUCAAGUCUGAUUACAGAAUAGCUCAGGUGAAGGGUUUUAAUUUAUUUUGCUUCAUAUUUGUUUUGACUAAUCAUGUUACUGGUGGUAUAGGGAUCUUAAGCUGGCUAACAGCAAUUAUUGUUAUCAUUAUUAUUGUUAUCUUUCUCCUUCAGUUGUGUUUCUUACCUCGUCUUCUUUAUGUAGUUUAGUUUACCCAUAAUUAGUCCACAAACCACCAAUGUAGAUUAUAUGAAGCUCCAUUUUAACCGAUCAAAUUACUUUUGAGCAUUUAAACUGAGCAUCACAGUAGGUUGGAGAAUGUUUUUAUUUUAGUGCAUGAUAGAUUAAAUGUCCUCCUAAUAUUGUUAGCGCCUUGUAUGCCAGGAAUAAAACGUGUUCGAUCCAAUUUGA